Argiope bruennichi is the source of this 694-nucleotide messenger RNA. RefSeq names its product adult-specific rigid cuticular protein 15.7-like. Bases 56 to 592 code for a protein of 178 amino acids. The transcript is spliced from 4 exons. The record is from RefSeq and is a predicted model, not a curated record. Gene Ontology annotation, cellular component: chitin-based extracellular matrix. Gene Ontology annotation, molecular function: structural constituent of chitin-based larval cuticle. NCBI's taxonomy places the organism in Eukaryota, Metazoa, Arthropoda, Arachnida, Araneae, Araneidae.
UGCUUUAAACAUCGAUUCAGAUUCUAGCGAAGUGAAUCAGUCUUCUAAUUGCAACAUGAUCGCUAAGGUCGCCAUCCUCUUUGCUGUCCUUGCAGCAGCCCAUGCAUCUCUUCUUUUGGGACAUGGUGCUCUACUCAGCACUGGAGUCAGCAACAGAGCUCAAACUCAAGAUGCUUUUGGCAACUACGCUUUCAACUAUGGAAUCCAGGACGGUCUUGGUGCCAGCAACUCCCGAGCUGAAGUAGGAGAUGCCCAUGGAAAUAAGAAGGGAACCUACACCAUUGCUGACAUCGACGGACGAGCCCGACGAGUCGACUACGUCGCUGAUGGUCUUGGAUUCCGAGCCACCGUCAAGACCAACGAACCUGGAACCGCCGCCAGCGCCCCAGCAGCUGCCCUUAUUGCCAGUCCCUACGCCGGACCCGUUGCCCCAGUCGUCAACCAUGUAGCCCCAGCUGCUGCCGUAGCUGCUCCAUUGGCUGUUGCAGCUCCUGCUCUUGCUUAUGGACACGCUGGUGCAUUCGGACUUGGAUAUGGCCAUCUUGGACUUGGAUACGGCCAUCUUGGAUUUGGCAAGGCUCUCCUCCAUUAAGGUUAUCCAUAUCUUAUAUUUUGGCAAACUGAAACUGUGAUCUAAGCGCUCACUUCCCAUCAUUCUGUACAAAUAUGUGACGAUGAAUCUCUAUCAAGAAAA